This is a messenger RNA of Penicillium brevicompactum, 3597 nucleotides long. RefSeq lists its product as uncharacterized. The transcript has a single exon. The record is from RefSeq and is a predicted model, not a curated record. The coding region runs from base 1 to 3597 and encodes 1198 amino acids. Gene Ontology annotation, cellular component: cytoplasm. NCBI's taxonomy places the organism in Eukaryota, Fungi, Ascomycota, Eurotiomycetes, Eurotiales, Aspergillaceae. Gene Ontology annotation, molecular function: protein-folding chaperone binding; ATPase inhibitor activity.
AUGCUGGGCCGACUCCUAAGCACCGCCGCCUCGACCUUGAACCCGGCGGCAUAUUCCUCACGAAACAACGGUACCCCUCUGGAAUCGGUCACCGAAGAGGAACACACCUCCGGUCUUCUUUUCCCCGAUGCCAGCCUCCUCCGACGUUCCCAUACCCACGCGUACCCAUUACAGACAACUUUCAAUUCUCCAAAUGCCUCGACCGCAGGUGCAUAUGAUGACCGUGGGGGCAUGGAAUUGGAUCACAUCAAGGAUUUUCGUGUGAUUGUUGCACAAAAUGCGUUGGGUGACCGUGAUGCAUGUGUCCUACUUGACACCCGUGCUUCUGAUUCCUCACCCACCGGUCUCGGAAUCGAUCCACAGAGCCACGACCAGUCCGGCCCCAGACACACCCGCGCGGUAUCCAGCCUCUCCCGUGGGACACGCCGCAACCUCCUUGCCCAGUCUUCUCUCGUCGAAUCAAGUCCCAUCUCUACCGCCGCAGAUGCACGCCGGGCGUCACCGGCCAGCCCUGGCGCAUUUUCCCGGGCCCGCGGCCGCAGUUCCACACUGGCACCUUCGGGAACAUGGCAUGACCCUGGCCAGUCUCGACACUCUUCCGACUCCAAUGUCACUGGACUUUUGAAUUGCAUCUUUGGCAGUAGUGCCUUCAGCUACCGAGGCUCGUCUACCAAAAUGCACAUCAUCUCCGCGGACGAGGAUUCCGGGACCGGGACCGGGACCGGAGUUAGUGCAUCCCCCGCUGCCCGCAGUCCCCUCUCCCGAGCUUAUACCACAGGCAGUCCCUUGGGCCCUAUGGGUGCAGCCCGAGGAGCAGAGGACAAGCCACCCUCCAAGGUGACGGUUCUGUUGACUCGCAUGUUCAGUGUGAAUCUCCCGGAAGGCGCUGAAGCAUCCGCUGAACGCCAUGACUAUGCCAGUGCGCUCUACCAGGAAUCUUUACCCGAGAUGGAAUUUCCAUUCCCAGAUGUUCACAAGCGCAAGAAAAUCAAGGAAAAGAAAACCCCAAUGUAUGCGGUUGCUAUCACGAUACAGAUACCUCUCAUGACACGCAAUUCUGGACGGCCUGUAUCAAGGUUCAGCACACUUGGUCCGGAAAACCCCCGAACACGCUUUUCAAGCUCGCUUGAUUCUGAUCAUCGCUGGCCGGGCGGGUUUUUCGACGACAGCUUGUCUUCGGCAUCUCCACCGGCCAGUUUGGAUGAGCGUCUGGACAUGCUUGUUGACCAUUGGGACGUCAUCACUCGAACCCUUUCUCAUCUCGAGAGACUUGCUCGUAACGAGAUUCUAUUCCUCUUGAAGAAGGUAGACUCGCUGUCAGGACCGCAUCCGAAGCCAGUGAAGCCUCCAAACAUGCAACGCAUCAACCAGACCAACGUGCACUUGCCGGCCAAUAUCCUAUCGGUCAAUUCGAAACUAAAGGAAGAAGCUAUUCGUAGUUCUCGCCGAAUAAGCUUGGCCCUUCAAACCCCGUAUGUCGUCACAGGACAGAGUCGUUGGGGCGUUUGGCGGGAAGAAGGUCGCUCGAUUGUUCGUGGCCUUGGCGACAAAGAGCAAAACUUUUUCUUCUUGGUCAUAUUGACCGCUUUCCUGGGAAAUCAUACAGAGUGGCUCAACACCCUUGGUCCGGAGUGGUAUCGUCGCCGCCACAAUCAGCAGCAAAGGGCCAAGCAGGACGGGGAACCUCUCCUCGCGAACAGAACCGUCAUCGUCUGUCCUGAUAAGAUGACUGCACGCCGUCUUGUGUUCCUACUUGCUGCAUUCUUGCCUUCUAAGCAGCGCCUUGAGCCAUUGCCCUCGCCACUUCGACCUGGCACAUCAGCGUCGAUGCGUGCAGUCUCCCAAAGCCCGCCAACUGUGCCGGUGCUUCGCCAAGAGUCCCUUCGGAGGGCGAUUGAGCGACGCGCUCGCGCUCAACGAAAUAUCAUGGGCGACAACGAGCACCAUCAUCGAUCUGUGAGCGUUUCCUCGCAGGAUACUACCCAUGGGUCCGAUGUCAUAACACCACCUGCGGAAUACUCUACAGCUGCGGCCCGCAGAGGAUCCGACGCUCGUUCGGUCAGAACUCUCAGCGCGAACAUCAACCCCAAGGACGUCCGAGCUGUGAACACGAGUGGGGCGACUACUUCCAUGACGACCCAAAGCAGCACUGUCCCAGUUCCACACUUUACUUCCCAACCAAGCAAUUUGACUCAAACUCGAGCCCAAACUGGUGCAGCAGAAGGCAAUGACAGCCUAGCAUCAGAGACCCUGCUGAAGAGUCUUCAACGAAGCGAUAGUUCUGCAUUGGGCAGCAACGAUGGUGCCGCCUCAGGCCGCUGGGGUGGCAUUUUCUCGGGUCUUUGGAGCUCCCGCCAAGAAUCGUCCGGCGAAGGAAGUGAGCCUUUCCCUCCAGCCGCUUCUCGCAAGACAUCCGUUUCCACUAUUUCUGGCCCAGCUAGGCGUGGAUCUACCGCUUUAAGCCGAAUGGUUAAGGAAGUGACGGAACACGAAGAUGAAUAUCGGCCUGAAACCGCGCCUAGCGGGAACAUCUCAAUUCCCGCUGCCUCAACGGAGCCAUCGUCGCUAAGUAGCCAACCCCGCGAGUCCCCGCUGAAGCUGUCCGUACGGGCACAGGAAGGUGUGGUAGAUGUUGAUCUGCCUCUCCCUGGCUUCAUGUCACUUUCUUCAUCAGGUGACUCGACGAUUGCAUCACCAAAGAAGACCAGAACAUCUAUCACCAGCAUGGAUGCCGUUGCUUCAACCCACAGCAGUGGAUCUGGGUUCCCUGGUACCACGAAAGACAACGAUAGCCCGUCGGCUCAUGUUGCUGGCUGGUUGAAGUCCUUCCAUGAAGAUUUCUCACUACAGGCAGUCCGCCCUUAUGCUUCUCUGGAAGCUGAAAUCAAACGUGCUAUGCGGGCCGAACCUUCCCCAUAUCUUCCUCCCACGUCCGAUGUUGAUGGCACCGAGAGAUGGGUGGACGUUGCAACUACCGUGAUUGCAGACACACGGGCCUCUACGGUCAAACGACUCCGUUUGCGACGAAAAUACACAGUAGGCCAUGACUCUGGCAUGUCUCACUCGCCCACUUCUCCCACCAAUGGCAAGUCUCGCCAGUCUACGAGUAGCGCUUCUGUCUCGCAGUUCACUGGCUUCUUUUCGGGGCACGACAAAUUCUCCAACGGCCCCAACGCCGAUGAACAGGAGCAGAGCUGUGUGGAAGAGCGAUUUAUCGAGGAGCCUCUGAUGGAUCUCGAUGGUGUUUUGGUUGACGCAGUGGAACGCGUUCUAGGACAGAGCGGUUACUCCUCACUCGCACAGUCACGUGCUCCCUCUCCAAAUCGUGCUCGGAAAGCCGAAGACAGAGACAAGAGUCAUACCACCCGGCCAGAUGAAGUCCCUCCCCCUGAGGUUCCUCGCGGCGAAUGUCGCAAGAUGAUCCUUGGAGCACUUGAAGAAGUCGUCCGUAUCGUUACUGCCGAACAUUGCCGCGAAGACGUGGACAGCGCUGCUAGUCUCGCUGAUCGCGAGCGCAGGAGAGCACUCUCGGGCGCUGAUAAUACUCUGCGUGAAGGAAUCCGGAAAUGGCUCCUUGACGUUGAAGAAGCUUGGUGA